Molecule: messenger RNA, 817 nt
Organism: Punctularia strigosozonata HHB-11173 SS5
Lineage: Eukaryota; Fungi; Basidiomycota; Agaricomycetes; Corticiales; Punctulariaceae
Exons: 2
Coding region: 16-744 (242 amino acids)
Source: RefSeq, a predicted model, not a curated record
UGCCCCACUGCAGUCAUGUUCAACCUCAUCCGGCGUAUAUCCGGCUCUGUCCUCCCCCGUCCAGACCGUUCGUGGAACGACGAUCCCACGUCCAACGCCCCCGCAACCGGCCGCAAGCGCCGGCUCAGCACCUCGGAACGCGACGAGGAUGCUCAAUUUGCGUCGAAGAGGAGCCGAGGUGGCCCUCCCACCGUCGUAGAGGAAGCGGACGCCGCCAGGGAAGAGUCCCCACGUCCCACGUUAUCAGAGACCGAAGAUGCAAAAACUGAGGAAGAAGUGAAGGAGGUGACGACGGGGGUUAAACACGUAGAGAUUGCUGAAGCAGAGCCGAAGAGCGACGAGGCAGACGAAGAGGGAUUGGCGUCUCAGGCCGCCACCGGACCCUCGGAAUCCCAGGCUGCUAUCGCAGCUGCGCCAGAGGCAGAUGUGGCGAAGGAGGAUGUCAAGGAAAAGACCCCGGCGGUCGAACAAAAGGCGACCGAUGACGCACCAAAGCUCGUAGAGGCGACGGGGGUACAGGAAGAGACUGCCCCGCCGCCUGCAUCGGCCAUCGCUGAACCUCCCGCCGCGUCGAAACCCACCGAAACCCCAGAUCCAACCUCAUCUACCGAAGCAACCCCGCACUCAGACGUGCCUACAGCCGCCGAUGCCACGAAGGAUGCCCCCCGUUCUUCAGACCAUGCCUCAGAGACCGAUCAACAUGACAAGGACAGUUCUACAGACGAAGCUACAUUGAACGGCUGAGAUGGUUCCCUUUACUGUCGUGGUAUAUUGUUUAUUACUCUGUAUCUGUCGCGGAUAUUUGUGCAGCUAUCAC